AUGACGGACGACGCAGCGCCGCUGAUUGUCGGCGUGGGCGGGGCGACGUGCAGCGGCAAGACGACGCUGUCCAAGCACAUCCUGCGCCUUCUGCUCGCGUCGCACACGCCCUCGUUUAUCCUGCACCAGGACGACUUUGCGCCACCGGAGGCGACGCUGCCGCUGCACCCCGAGAGCGGCGAGCGCGACUGGGACGCACCGCGCACCGCCAUCGACUACGCGCGGAUGCACGAGACGCUGCGCUACAUCAAGACGCACCGGCGCCUGCCCCCGCAAUUCAGCAGCCACGACCACCUCAACAAGCAGCCUCCCUGUCCCAUCCCGUCCAGCCAGGAGCGACGGUGGAUCGAAAGUUUCCGAGACGCCGCCGGCGACGAGGGUGACGAGGCCGGGAGGAGGAGGCGGGACGUGGUGCUAGCGGAUGGGUUCCUGCUCUACUACGACGCGCGGUGCAGGGACGAGAUCGACGUCCGGCUCUUUCUCCGGGUGCGGAGGGACAUGCUCCUCAAGCGAAGAGAGGAGCGCAACGGCUACGCCACUGCCGAGGGGACCGUAUGGCAGGAUCCCCCGGGCUACUUCGAAUCGGUCGUCUGGCCCGCCUACGUCGAGGCGCACCGCAACGUCUUUGUCGACGGGCAGCUCGACUCGGGCGCGCCCGCCCCGCCCGUGCCGGGACAGGAGCAGGCAGACGGCGGGCCGAUACCGGACCUGGUCCUGCUCGAGGGCGACGAAGAGGCGCAGCCGCACUCGCUCCCGGAGCCGCUCCGCCAAGAGGUCCAGCACUGCCUCGACGCGGGCGAAGACGUCUCCGUGUCAAUGGCCCUCAUGGUCGAGACGGCCUGCCGCGCCAUCCUCGAGCAGCUCACAGCGACUCGGUAG
This is a messenger RNA of Pseudozyma flocculosa PF-1, 879 nucleotides long. RefSeq lists its product as uncharacterized. The transcript is spliced from 2 exons. Lineage: Eukaryota; Fungi; Basidiomycota; Ustilaginomycetes; Ustilaginales; Ustilaginaceae. The record is from RefSeq and is a predicted model, not a curated record. Gene Ontology annotation, cellular component: cytoplasm. Gene Ontology annotation, molecular function: kinase activity; ATP binding. The coding region runs from base 1 to 879 and encodes 292 amino acids.